This is a messenger RNA of Lactuca sativa (garden lettuce), 872 nucleotides long. Its product is annotated as putative heat stress transcription factor B-4a. Gene Ontology annotation, cellular component: nucleus. The record is from RefSeq and is a predicted model, not a curated record. NCBI's taxonomy places the organism in Eukaryota, Viridiplantae, Streptophyta, Magnoliopsida, Asterales, Asteraceae. Gene Ontology annotation, biological process: regulation of transcription by RNA polymerase II. Gene Ontology annotation, molecular function: DNA-binding transcription factor activity; RNA polymerase II cis-regulatory region sequence-specific DNA binding.
GGCAAAAACCAAAGACAAAUCACAAAUGUGACAUGCCAUCUUCCCUACCUCUACAUUCUACAAAUACCCCACUCUCAUUAACCUCGGCUUUAAACUCUUUUCUCGGUGUUCACUCGCCGGCAGAUCAACGUACCUCUUCAAAUCACCAUGGACGCCGAUCAUCCGCCAGAUCCAUCAACAUCUAGCCGGAGAUCAACCACAGCAUCCCCCAAGGCUAAACUCCCAGCACCGUUUUUGUCAAAGACUUACGAUUUAUUGGAGGAAGAAGAGGAGAGAGAAGAGAAUUGCAGCGGUGGAGGGCGGAUUGUGUCAUGGAACACGGAGGGGAAUGGUUUUGUGGUGUGGUCUCCGGCGGAGUUCUCCGAGCAUAUGUUGCCACGUUACUUCAAACAUAAUAACUUCUCAAGCUUCAUUCGUCAACUCAAUACCUAUGGAUUUAAGAAAACAGCUUCAAAGAGGUGGGAGUUUCAACAUGAGAAGUUUCAAAAGGGUUGCAGACACCUUCUUAUGGAGAUGAGCAGAAAGAAAUGUGAGCCCAGUGUGUUUCCCACAUACCUGAAGCCUUCAUCAGGAGAAACCGAUCAUCAUCAUAAUCAAACACCAUCAUCAUCAUCCAUUGAAGAAGAGAGCAUGGUUUUACUCAUGGAAGAAAACAAGAACCUCAAAAAGGAGAAAAUGGAAUUGGAAAUGCAAAUACAACACUUUAAAUCCAUGGAAACGAAGCUCUUGGAUUGUGUUUCUCAUUACAUGGGUAAUAAUAACCAAAUCCAACACAAUGAUAGUAAUAAAUUCUUACGUUGAUAAUACUGGUUUCUUAGUUCGUUACUAUGUCUAUCAGUCAUGAAAUUUUACUUUAAAACUUUCUUUUUUAA